UAAAUAAGGCCCCGAAACCAAGAGUGUAAAUGUGAUACCAACCUUAGGUGCCAGUCUCUCUCUCUCUCUCACUCCGAAACAGAGGAACCAGUGUCACCAGAUAAGUUUUUAAUGUGUACCCACCGCCCCUAAACACACGCUCUCAUUGCGUCUUCUGAGAGACUGAAACUUUGUUUGUUAAACCUUCUUUGCUCAGUGCGGUUCAGCCCCAUUUGUUUGCACAAGUAAACAACAGAGAAGAAAGAAACUCACUUUUGUUUUGCUGCUUCUUUGUUCUGUAUAAUAUAAUUCAAAUCUCUCAGUUUUAAUUGUUCUUUUAGUUGUAGCCCUCCUAUCUGCUCUCUCUAAGAUCAUUGCAUAAAAUGAGUAAAGAGGAGUUUUUGAAGAUUCAGACUUGUGUUCUUAAAGUCAAUAUACACUGUGAUGGCUGUAAGCAAAAAGUGAAAAAAAUCUUGCAGAAGAUUGAUGGGGUUUAUACCACAAAGAUUGAUUCAGAGCAGGGGAAGGUGACAGUAUCAGGAAAUGUUGACCCAGCCACACUUAUCAAGAAGCUUGCUAAGAGUGGGAAACAUGCAGAGAUAUGGGGUGCACCCAAGCCCAACAACAAUAAUCAGAAUCAGUCCAAGAAUAUGCAAAUUGACAAUGGAAAAAGAGGGAAUAACAAGGGGCAGGGUCAAAAGGGUGGUGGUAACAACCAGCCAAAGGGUGGUCAAAAUCCACAGCUUCAGCAACUUCAGCAGCUUCAACAAAUGAAAGGAUUACAAUUGCCCCCAGAUUUUAUGAAGGAUAUGAAAAUGCCCCUCAUUAAUAAGGAACAGAAUCCUAAAUCAGUCAAGUUUAACUUGCCUGAGGAUGAAGGUUUGACUGAUGACGAGUUUGAUUAUGAAUAUGACGAUGAUGAUUUUGAUGAUGAUGAGUUUGAUGAUGAAAUUAUUGAGCCUGUGAAGAAGCCCAUCAUGGGUAAUGGUCAUGGGGGUGCCCAGAUGCCGAACAUGAUGAAUAUGAUGAAGGGUGGUGCUCUUAAUGGUGGUAAUAAUGGAGGAAACGGUGGGAAUGGGAAAAAGGGGGGCGGCGGCGGUGGUGGAAAUAUACCGGUGCACGUGAACAUGGACGGGGGUAACCAGAAUCAAGGCGGCGGAAAGGGUGGGAAGAAUGGCGGUGGUAACCAAACUCAAGGUGGUGGAAAGGGUGGCAAGAAUGGUGGUGGACAGCCUAAUGGAGGUGGAAAUGGUGGCCAAAACAAGAAUGGUAAUAAUGGUAAUGGUGGUGCAAAUGGUAACAAUAUUAAUGUUAAUGGGGCCAAAAAAGGUGGAAUGAAUGAUGGUAUUCAUGGCAUGCCUAACGUGAUGGCUAUGAAUGCCCCUGGCAGUGCGGGCCAGAUGGGGAAUAUGACCAUGGGCCAAAUGGGCCAGAUGGGUAAUCUCCCAAUGGGCCAAAUGGGUAAUUUACCAGCUGUCCCGGGCCUACCCGCCUCGAUGAAUGGUGGUGGUGGUGGUGGCCGCGGCGCCGGAUACUUCCAAGGUGCUGGCCCCGAGAUGAUGGCCGGCAACCCUCAUUACCAGCAACAAUUGGCAGCAAUGAUGAUGAACCAGCAACGUGCAAACGGGAAUGAGAGGUUUCAACCAAUGAUGUAUGCCCGGCCUCCGCCUGCAGUCAAUUACAUGCCUCCAUAUCAACCUUAUCCGUACCCCCCUCCCCCAGGCGACCGCGCCGAUCAAUACUCGAUGUUCAGUGAUGAAAAUACUUCAAGCUGCAAUGUGAUGUGAGUCGGUACCUGAAUUUCCGAUUCUCGAGCAACGAUAGUGCUUGGUAGUGUUUUCAUGACUUACUAGUCCCGAUGCCAUGAUAUACAUGGAGUUGGCUUUACUUUGAUUCUUGUUUUUCACUUUUGAAUCCUAAGUUUAGUUCAGUUUUUCAUCAUAGGGAGUAUUAUCAUAGAUAAUAUAAUAUUAAAGUUUAAAGUUUUAGAAAAUGAGAUGCAAGUUGGAGAUGGAUGGAUGGUGCUGGUUUUGCUCA
Molecule: messenger RNA, 2016 nt
Organism: Olea europaea var. sylvestris
Lineage: Eukaryota; Viridiplantae; Streptophyta; Magnoliopsida; Lamiales; Oleaceae
Product: heavy metal-associated isoprenylated plant protein 32-like
Exons: 3
Coding region: 363-1766 (467 amino acids)
Molecular function (GO): metal ion binding
Source: RefSeq, a predicted model, not a curated record